Wyeomyia smithii (pitcher-plant mosquito) is the source of this 637-nucleotide messenger RNA. RefSeq lists its product as uncharacterized. NCBI's taxonomy places the organism in Eukaryota, Metazoa, Arthropoda, Insecta, Diptera, Culicidae. The record is from RefSeq and is a predicted model, not a curated record. The transcript has 5 exons. Bases 15 to 623 code for a protein of 202 amino acids.
UAGAUGAGUUGCUAAUGAUUGAUAAAAUCAAAAUGCUAAGAACUCAACCUAUAACUAAAUUAGGAGUUUACGGCCAAUAUGGCAUUAGUCUCGAGAAAGCAGUUCAACUUUUUAUUCAGUCAAGGCUUCAGAAAUGUUACUAUACGAAGCAACCAAACAAAGACACUGCUAGACCUGGCUUUGAAUUCAAAGGAAUAAAAGAGCACCGUGAGUACGAGGAAGCUAUUGCUGAGCAAAUCUGUAUGAGAGGUCAUUCUUAUGAAGAAUGUAUAACAAAUGAAAAACAUUUGAAAAAUUCAAAAAAUCAAUUGGAUAUACUUUGUGACGAUUUUGUACAAGUUAAUUAUUUUCUGAAGGAUUGUGAAGUUAAAGAAAAUGAAUCUUAUGAAACGAUAACAGCGGAAAAAAAUAAGCAACAAAAUCUCCAAGCGCAAAUAGUACAAAUUGAAGUGGAUAAUACAAUAUUGAUUACUUUCGUUGAUAAGUUUAAGCAGACAACACAGGGAUACGCACCAUUUGAAGCCGUCUUAAACACCGCGAUUACAGAGCCAAAAUCAUAUGGUUCAAUAGAUGAAAUUAUGAAACGAUGUGACUCACUACAGAAUAACACUGUGCUACAGUGAUUUAGAACUUCUAA